AUGGCGCGGAAUGGCGCGGAGUGGACGCGGAAUGGCGCGGAGUGGACGCGGAAUGGCGCGGAAUGGCGCGGAGUGGACGCGGAAUGGCGCGGAGUGGACGCGGAAUGGCGCGGAGUGGACGCGGAAUGGCGCGGAGUGGACGCGGAAUGGCGCGGAGUGGACGCGGAAUGGGGCGGAGUGGGCGCGGAAUGGGGCGGAGUGGGCGCGGAAUGGCUCGGAGUGGACGCGGAAUGGCGCGGAAUGGUGCGGAGUGGACGCGGAAUGGCGCGGAAUGGUGCGGAGUGGACGCGGAAUGGCGCGGAAUGGUGCGGAGUGGACGCGGAAUGGCGCGGAAUGGUGCGGAGUGGACGCGGAAUGGCGCGGAAUGGUGCGGAGUGGUGCGGAGUGGACGCGGAUUGGCGCGGAGUGGACGCAGAAUGGCGCGGGCGCGGAGUGGACGCAGAAUGGCGCGGAGUGGACGCGGAAUGGCGCGGAGUGGACGCGGAAUGGACGGGACUUGAAGUAUUGUAG
Molecule: messenger RNA, 510 nt
Organism: Closterium sp. Yama58-4
Lineage: Eukaryota; Viridiplantae; Streptophyta; Zygnematophyceae; Desmidiales; Closteriaceae
Source: the annotation of a GenBank genome assembly